GGCCUACUAGACGAGGAAGAGGACGCCGCGGCGGCGGCGGCCUCUCCGGACUCCCCCUUCGCCGCCACCUCCUCCGCCACCACCUCCGCCCCUCCCAGCCGCGGCCUGCCCGCCUACCUGGACCCCUCCGCCCUGCCCCGCAUCACCCGCUCGCAGCUGCUGGAGCUCGUGCAGCGGGCAGCGGCGGCAGCAGGGCCGGCACCUGCUGAUGCGGCGGCGCCGGCGGCCGGAGGUGAUAGGGGUGUCCACAGCUGUGGCAGCAGUAAUGGCGGAGUCAGUAGCAGCAGCAGCAGCAGCGGCAGCGGUAUCGGGGGCUGCUGCGGUGGUAGCAGGUGCGGAAGUGGUGGUGGCGGUCAUCAUGGCACAGCAGGAGCAGGAGCAGCGGUGGGGCCUCGGCACGUGGCGGUGUUGUUGGAUGUACGGGAGGAGGAUGAGGUGGUGGUGGCGGAGGAGGAGGAGCGGAGGGGGGAGCAGGUGGCGACAACGUGCUGCAGCUCCUCCUCUGCGCCGGAGCCGCCCCUCCCCCGCCUGCACGUGCCCCUCAGCUCCCUGCGGCGUCAGCAGGCGGAGCAGCUGGCAGCUGCCGCCUCCUGGCUGGCGGUGCUGCCCAGCGGGGACCACCGGGCGGAGCAGGCGGUGGUACGACUGACCCGGGUGUACGGAAUGGAGCGGGUGCUGCUGUACGACGAGGGCGGCGAGGAAUGAAUGAUGGAUGGAUGAAGGGGUUGGUAGUGAUGGUGUAGGUUUGGUAGUAAUGGUGUAGGUAUUACACCUACACCAAAAGUUUAUAUGGUUGUUUUUAUUUAGGACAAGGAAGGGAUAUAGCGGGGUAAUCGUGUUGAGGGUAGGUUAGGGUAUGGUUACUGCAUGAGGUUGCGGAGGGGUGUCUUAGAUGCUGUCGCUGGGAACGAUGGGCUGCAUGGGAUGGAGCAAUGCGUUUUGCACGUCCGGUCCAAUGGCUAUACGUUUGUUGAAGAGGUGUGUGCAUGCUGCUGCUGGUGUUGUUUCUGUCUGUUCGGCUGCUGCAGUGUCGCUGCAAAGGGUGGGGUGCUCUGGUGGUUGCGGUGCCAGCUGUGCUGUGUCUGGUGGCAGGCGGUGUGCUUAGGGUGAAGGUUGCUGGCGUGUCGUUGAGCUGGGCAGUUCCAUGCUGGCUGCAUGCUACUGGUGGGGGUGAGAGCGGCCGGACAUGUGGUGUUACAUACCUACACAAGGGAUGCGACACGAUGAUGCGAUCCACACCGCGAUCCACACAGGGGAACAAAACGAGGGGGACAGAGCAGGC
Messenger RNA from Astrephomene gubernaculifera, 1282 nucleotides. The record is from the annotation of a GenBank genome assembly. Lineage: Eukaryota; Viridiplantae; Chlorophyta; Chlorophyceae; Chlamydomonadales; Astrephomenaceae.